Messenger RNA from Dipodomys ordii (Ord's kangaroo rat), 3864 nucleotides. RefSeq names its product chromosome unknown open reading frame, human C2orf71 (gene Pcare). The transcript is spliced from 2 exons. NCBI's taxonomy places the organism in Eukaryota, Metazoa, Chordata, Mammalia, Rodentia, Heteromyidae. Gene Ontology annotation, cellular component: photoreceptor inner segment; photoreceptor outer segment. The record is from RefSeq and is a predicted model, not a curated record. Gene Ontology annotation, biological process: protein localization to photoreceptor outer segment; photoreceptor cell outer segment organization. The coding region runs from base 1 to 3849 and encodes 1282 amino acids.
AUGGGGUGCACACCUUCCCACAGCGACAUUGUAAACAGUGUGGCAAAGAGUGGCAUUCAGUUUCUGAAAAAACCCAAAGCAAUUUUGCCAGGACGUCGGGGGAACCAUGGAAGCGGUUCCAUCCCCCUGUUAGUUAAAAGUUCCACCUGCUAUGACCCUGGAGGGAGCCUGCCCCAGGGACGGAGGUGGACAGAGGGGCCACCAAGGGCUAAGAGGUCUCAAACGGUGACUGAUGGUCUUUGUCAGCGUGUGGGAAAGAGGGAGGGGCUGAGCCCCAAAAGCCAGACCUCCGCAUCCAGGCUGAACAAAGCACAAAGCCAUAUGGCUAAGGACAUUCCAGGCAAGAUGGAAAGCUCCCAUGGGACACGAGGGACUGCCUUUCUUGGGGAAGGGAAUGAAGAAAGCACUGCUCAGGCUACCUCAAAGCCAUCAGGCACACAGAGCCACGGUUGCCAAGCUAUCCCAGAGUCAGAGGCCAAAGUGGACUUCCCUGAACCCCUGGUAAAAGCCCACCAGCAUGCCUACGCCUACCUGCACUCCAGCCUCUCCCGGUACGAAGCAAUACUGCGCCUCAUGCAUCAGGCCAGCCAGACCCGGGAGCUGCUGCAGCCCAUGCUUGGCUUCCUGCUGCUGUGCUGCGAGGAGGUCAGCCAGCUGUUGGGAGAGAUCUCUAAGGAUGGGGAGGAGCUACUCUGGGACGUGAGGGAGGAUCUGGCUUGGCCAUUGAAAAAAGGAGAGGUCUCAGAGCCGCCGGACCUCUUGCAGCAGCUGUUACAGUACACGGUCAGCCAGCUACAGGUGCUCCAUGGCACGGUGGCCUCCCUCACCGGCAGCUUCCUGGAAGGUUCCAGCAACUACCUCCACUCCACAGCCAGCCACCUGGAGACUAAGCUGAGCACAAAAAGGGGUGCGGAGGAAUACCUCCUGAGGUCUCUGGGGCAACUAGAGAGCCUAGCGAGUGGCCAUAGGGACCCCGGGCUGCAGGGUCCACCCCUGUGCUCUGAGGACAGUGGCAUUGGUGCUGACAAUGAGUCCGUGCAGUCUGCAGACAAGCUGGGCAAACAAGGUAGCUGGGACUUUGCAUCCGAUCCCACGGAAUGGAAGCCGGGGAUGUCCCCACAAGUGGAGGCCAGACUGUCAGGACAUGGCUGGCCGCCAAGUCCAUUCUGGAUGGGAUCCGACAGACCCCAGGACUGCCCACUGUCCAGACCAGCUAUGGCUAAGGUUCAUCCGGCAGCUCAGAGUGAAGCAAGGACAUCAGGCCCUUCCAGCCCAGGCUCAGAAACUGCCACCCCCAGGUCUUCCGAGGCAGGAAAGAGCAUGGCGUGGGUCUCCCUCGAGAGUGGGGUCCCUGUGGAGACACAUCUACCUCCAAGCUCCAGGUUGGCAGCCGCUCCAUCCCUCAGUGAAGGUCAGGACAGCAGCUCUGAGGAAGAAGAUGACGAUAGCUGCACACAUCCAUGUGCAGGCCAGGAAAGCCCUCCACGUUCCUCCAGACCCCGGUCUUCUCCUCCUGACCGGGAGAGCCUAUUUCAGCCACACGCCCAGAAACUUAAGAGCCCCCAGGCCCGGGAAAUGAUUCUGAAGAUGAAAGAAGCCAUCAGUGAAAAGAUCAAGUUUGUUCCUGUAGCUUCUGGCCACCAAGACUGGGCUGAGGAGGAGGAAGAUGGUGGGACCCUGGUCCCACCGAGGCCUAGCACUGUCAGUGGCAGCAGGAAGACCCCGGAGAGGCAGAGGAGGUCUCAGUCAGAGGGCUGUUUGAAGAGCCACGUGGAGGACCCCACACUCCAGGAGCUAUGGAAGGUCCAGAGAGACCUCAGUCAGAGGCUGGAGAUGUUUUAUGCCCUGGGUGCCACCCAGAAGGGGCAGAGCCAAGAGCAGCUUCCGCAGCGCAGAGCGGUGAUGCUCGGUACCCGCCACAGCCACAGAGCGAGCCCCAGCGGCACCAUCAGCAGGCUCAAGGCCUCCCUCACCAGAAACUUCAGCAUCCUGCCCAGUCAGGACAAGAGUCUCCCACAGAAACGCAGUCCCCACCCUGAGAGAGAACAGCCCUGGCCCAGGAAAGCUGAGAUGCUGCCAAAUGCCACCCCCUCGGGGGAGGCUGGUGUCACUGCCAGGACCACGGACAGGGCCAGAGGGGACUGUCCUAGCAGAGCAUCCGUCAAGAAACUCAUUGAAACUUUCAGUCCUUCUGAGAAUCUAAGGAUGCUGGGGGACCCCAGAAACUCAGGGUCAAGUCGCUGCCUGAAGAAGUGGGGGAUUCCCACCAUGCCCCCCAGAUUUCCGAUAUACAGAGGGCUUGCCCCUUUGUAUCCUAAGCCUCAAAUUUCCCCCACAGUGCAAAGAGACUGUUUCAAGGUGGGUACAGGCUGGAGGCCUUUAGUACCUAUCUUCCCCCCUCUACCUACAACAGAAGCGUACCAGAGUGAGGAGACUGACUGUGAGGCCAGAGGGGAUCCCGAGGAUCUCCCUCCGCCACCUCUGGAAGUCCUCAUGGACAAUUCAUUCGCUUCUCUGGAGCCCCCAGAUGGCAGCGAGAUGGCAGGGCACUCUGCCGAAGAGAGCCCAGCCCCCGGGCAAGGAGAGGAAGGCCCUCCCAGAAUAUGGCCUUCCACAAAGCUGAGGGUCUCCAUGGGCCCCCUUGACUUGCUGCCUAGUAAGGGCACUGCCAGCUCCCCAAAGUUGCAUGGCACAGGACCAGCAAGCAGCAGAAGUGGCAGCAAUCCCAGGAAGCUCACCUCGGAUCUGAGCCACCCACCAGCAGCCAGCCCAGACCCCCCUGUGGAGGCCGGGGCCCAGAGUCAGACACAAACAGAGGUUGCAAGCGUCUCCAAGCACCACUGUAAGGCACCACCCUGGCACCACACCAGCCCCGUGUCCGGGCAAAGCAGGACUAUGGAGCCCAGCCUGGCCAGGCCCACACAAGGACCACAUUCUCCUGAGGCCUCCAGGAGCAGCCCCCACAUCGUCAGAAAGGCCUCUCCCACAAGGACCCAUGGGCUACCCCAAGCAGACAAGAAGCAGCGAAGCAUGCCUGCAGCUCAAAGACCUGCCCAGCCCAGCCUCCCCUCCAUCUCCAGCUCUCCCAGCCCACCACUCAGCCCUGGAGCCCCCAGCCCAUCCAUGAGCCCCAGGACGCUAAGCCCACCAACCCCAAAGAAACAAACUUCCCCACCACCCCAGCACAAGCUGCCCAGCCCACCCCCAGGGAGUCCACCUGCUCAGCCCAAGGUCUCCAGCCAUCUCUCCCCUUUCCCCAACACCUUCCCAUCCCCACCAGUGUCCCCCUCACAGGGGCACAAGGACACAAGGGACUCUGAAGAGAGUGAAGCCACCACUGCCAAAGCAUCUGAGAACACAGGUUCCAUAUUCUGCCCAGCCACCUCCUCUCUCUUUGAAGCGAAAUCAUCAUCCUCAGCAGCCCACCCACUGGCCCCACUACCAGAGCCUGGGGUCCCUCUUGGGAUCCCUACGGGAUGCUGGAGGAGGAGCUCAGGGCUGCGGCCAAGGGCAGAUUUGCAGAAGAGGACGGUUCUGAGUGCCACCAACCCUUUGCCUUUUGUCAGAAGGACAGCUCCCCACCGCCACCCCGGAGCCCCUCUUUUGCUGCCUGGUUCUUGGGAAUCUCAGCCUGGCCAUAGCAGCAGUGUGGAGAGCUCCAAGCAAGACACUACACCUUGGAGCAGCAGUCCCUGGGCCCCAGAACAGCAGAAUGGUGGUGCCAGGCGGGCAUCUCCCCCAGAGCUCUACGUGCUGGGCCAGGGGCUGCAGCCAGAGGCCCGAGUCAGCCGCACCCAGGACAAAUCCCAGCGAGGCGAGGCUCCAGCAGGAGACGCUGUGACAGACUGACCAGCGGGGUCACCC